UUAUAAUUUUUCUUUCUAUUAUUAUACUAUAGAUUCGGCAUAGAGCAGAUGGACGAGUGAUGGUGGCUAAGAUUGGCAAACAACAACGACUUAGAAAUGACCAACACAAGCUGAUUCAAGAACUGGAGCUUCUCAAUAAACUACAACACCCUAAUGUUGUCAGGUAUAUGGGAGCCUGCGUGAAGGACGGUCACAUUCACCCCGUGCUUGAGUAUAUAUCCGGUGGGUGUUUGGCAGACUUACUGGCUGAUGAGACCAUAGCGUUGUCAUGGAAACAGAAGGGUUUCCUAGCAACAGGUAUCGCUGAUGGGAUGGCCUACCUGCAUUCACAGAACGUGUGUCACAGGGAUCUCACGUCUGCGAAUUGCCUUGUUCGGGAAAGACCGGACAAUAUCCACGAGGCAGUAGUCACGGACUUCGGACUGGCUCGUGUUCUCGGCCGCAUGCCCGAUCCUCCCCCGAACACUCCACGAACUCCAGAUUCGCCAGAACCAGAGGUCAUCGAUGCACCGAACCCUCGUUCGUUGUUGCCUCGGAUACCGUCGGCUUGUGUGGACGUGCCUCGGAAGAUGUCGGUAGUCGGUAGCGCAUUCUGGAUGGCUCCCGAAGUUUUACGAGGAGAGGAGUAUACUCGGCAGGUUGAUGUCUUCUCGUUUGGUAUUGUGGUUUGCGAGAUUGUGGCGAGAACGACGGCAAAUCCUGAAGAUCUCCCGAGGACAGGGAAAUUUGGUCUCGACAUGGAACUCUUCAAAGAGAAAUGUCCAGGGAUACCUGAGCCAUUCCUUGAGAUCGCUGAAGACUGUUGUUCUAUGGACCCCCGGGAACGACCGGUUUUCGCCGAGCUCGUCCGCCGUUUCAAGGUCAUCCUGGGAACAUUAGACGAAGAAACCACCACCGCAAACUGCUACAAUGUCAACAUCACCGACAUUAUCAGGACAAACGAUUCAGACAAUGAUGACGACAAUGAUUGUAAGAUUGGGUUUCAGUUUCAGAACAAUCUUUCAUGGAUGAGAAAUGCAGGAGUGGAUGAAGAAGAUGAUGCGAGUUCCUUUGUGGAUGAUCUCCAGGAAUAUGAUCCUGUGGAAGGACAGUAUUUUAGGAUUGCAACUGAGUUCUUCGCUUGUUUGGUGCCAAUAGUUUCACUGUGGAUUUACCUUGAUUUGAACGAUGCCCUUUUAUGGAUUUCAUUGACAUACGGAAGCAUGGGGCUGGUCUUGCAGAGCUCGACAAGAUGCGUGGAAGUGCUGGACUCUUCUUUAAAAAUCUUCCGGACUUUAUUCAAUCUCAUUUUCUCGUUAUUUUCUAAGUUAUGGGAUGUCAUCGCGCUGGUGUUCCAGAAUGUGCAUUGCACAAGACUCGCGGGUUCUGACCUAAACGAAAACGUGACGUUCAUAAAUCAAAAUGGCGGUCCGUCUAAAUCUGCGCAAAAUGGUUUUACCGCCAAGGAUCUGAGGAAUGGACCCAUCCAGGCUGCGGAUCUGGUCCCAAUCUUAAAGAAUCAUCAGAGGUGUCUUGGGUCCGUCGGGGAACCAGGGUCACGGGGUCAGAGGAAAGCAGACGAGAAAGAAGUAGAAGGAACAGAACUAAAUAAUUCAAAAGUUAAGAGGGUGACGAAAAGUGGAUGCAUGACACAAAAGCGUGUGAGCUUUUCAUUACAAGACAGUGUCGACGAGGAUGAAAGCGGCACGUAGACCAGAAGCCGAACAAAACAUGAGAAUCUGUAACUCAUUUGAAUACUGACGGCCUAGACAUUUUAAGAGAUUAUUAUAUUGGCAACGAAAUAUAAAUUAUAUCUACAAUAUAAGCAAGAUUAUUUUUCAAAUAAAACAUACUGUCACCUUUGCCUUGCUUGAAAAUGUAAAUCUGUUGUUAUUUUACGUAACUUCUGCCAUGAUUUAACUCUCAAAGGGCUGGGGUAUUUUGGACAUCAUCUUUGCGACAUUCUUGAUGGGUUUUCGUCAUGAAAAAAUUGUGAAACCAAAAUUAUCUACAUGUAUUUCUUUGGUGUGUCGAUUCAAAUGAAGCCUCGUAAUGCUAUACCCACUUCAAAUUUUGUAUCAAAGGUUGUAGUCUCGGAACAAAAGCGUUUUGGAGGGUCGUGAACCUCAACGCAAAUUGCAGAGUUUUUGGCACUUUGGUUGCAGGAGACUUCGGUGAAAAGUUUCAUACGAAUUUAUAUUUCAACAAAUCAGAAUUAUGUUGUGAAACGUCGGGUACCAAUUCCAGUCCUUUUAAAGUUAUGUGGUGGAACAGAUUUUCUUCACCUUCGUGAAAUACACGCUAUUUUUCUAAAAAUCAAACGUGCUCAAUAUACUACUAUUUUUUCAUAAAUAAGAUUGACGGGUUGUAUAACUUUCUUAAAAGAUAUAAGAUAUAAAACCUUUACUUAAAAAAAAUGAAUUUAUAUUUUUGAAAUAGAACAGUUACAAUAACUUAAGGAUUGUGAUAUUGAGUGAAAAAUAUUUGAUUCGUUGUAUUCUCUCAACUCAUUCUAAACACAUUUUCUCUCUAAAUGAAUUCCUCACAGAAUCGAUAAUUAUUCAUUACUUUUCACUCAUUUUCUUAUCUAAGAGUAAUACCUUGGUCACAUUCCUUCUACGGCGGCCGUACGGCGAGUGGAAAACGGCCGUUUUAACAUUUUUUGUACCAGCUACAGGUAGGUGGUUUGAAUAAGAAUGAAUAAAACGACUGUUUUCGACUCGCCGUACGGCCGCCGUAGAACAAAUGUGACCAAGGUAUUAUUGCAAUGAAUUACAGCGUUACAUCUCUAUAUAUGCACUUCUAUAGAGGAAAGAUAAAUAAAACCACUUUUAAUUGCCAUUAUUAUUAUUUGUUGAUUUCCAAUGUUAUUCAUGACUUGUCAUUUUUCAUAUGCUUCUUUUAUGGAUAGAAUUAUUCAAAGUACUUUCACAUUCCCUUCGUUUUUAUUCUUUCUCCUCUGAUCUUUGCCGUGGAUUUUUCCAUUCAUUUCCAUAUUUCCUUUUCUCGGAUUUGGAUCGUUCAAACAAUUUCAAGUUGUUAUAAUGUGUUCAAAAGAUUAGCGACUUUUCCUUUAUGUAAUUAAAAAGGACAUGUUCUUCUUUUUUGGGGGGUGAUUAUAUUCAUGUUAAAGUGGUACUCAAAGGCUGAAAUUGAUAUGAUUUUUAACAGAUAAAGACAAUCAGGCAUGACAAAACAGUGAACAUAAUCAUUAAAAUCGGACAAGGGUAAGCAAAUCAAUGUCAUUUUACAAUUUUGCAUUAUUUUGGUGAAACAGUUCUGUGCAUAUCUUCGUGAAUAUAAAAUGAACAACCUGAUAAUGUCAUAUGACUCGUAUCCCCUUAUUCCUUUUUACAUUGAAACUAUAUUUCUCCAGUGAAAAAAAAUCAUAGAUUGACUAUUUAUUUAAUACGUAAGAUAAUCGUAAUAAGUAAGAUAUACAUUAAUACGUAAGAUAAUCAUACAAUUUGUUUUUGUUUGAUGGAAGUGAAGUAAAUAAAUUUGAAUUUGAAUCAUUGCUGUACCUUAUUUUGUUUCAAGGAGAAAUAUAAAACACACGUAUGAAAUCACAGGCGGAUCCAGGGGGGCGGAUGUUGUUAAGUUUGGAAUGGAUUUUAACGCUUUGAAGAUUUACUUGUUCAAUUUAUGAAUAUUUUCGCACAAAAUAUGAUUUUCUGCUUGUUACUCUCUCCAAAGAAAAGAGUAAAAUCUUCACACGGGUAUAGAAGUUGAAGGAUCCAUUUAAAAUUGAAUCGAAGAGUUUAAAGGACAAGUCCAACCCAACAAAAACUUGAUUUGAAUAAAA
Lytechinus variegatus (green sea urchin) is the source of this 3784-nucleotide messenger RNA. Its product is annotated as retinal guanylyl cyclase 1-like. The transcript has 6 exons. Bases 60 to 1691 code for a protein of 543 amino acids. The record is from RefSeq and is a predicted model, not a curated record. Gene Ontology annotation, cellular component: cytoplasm; nucleus. Gene Ontology annotation, molecular function: protein serine/threonine kinase activity; ATP binding. Lineage: Eukaryota; Metazoa; Echinodermata; Echinoidea; Temnopleuroida; Toxopneustidae. Gene Ontology annotation, biological process: protein phosphorylation; actin cytoskeleton organization.